AUGCUUGGUGAUUAUAGAUCUGGAAAGACAGCAAUAUUUAAUGAAAUUGUAGGCAGAAAAUUUGGUAGUUAUACAAAUCCAUCAACUUUUGAUUACUUUUAUAAAGAGAUAAUGGUUGAUAAUGAACUUGUUGGAUGCAAUAUUUGGGAUACUGCCGGUCAUGAAAAAUUUACCACCAAUUUAAAUAAAUCUUUCUAUCGUGAUGUAAAUUGUUGUGUACUUUGUUUUGAUCUUCACUUUGAAGAUUCAUUUAAAAAUCUUAAUAAAUGGAUGAACGAAUUUCAUUCAAAAUGUUUAGAGAACGGUUUGGAAAAUAUGGAGUUGUUACCACCAUUUGUUUUAAUAGGUACAAAAAGUGAUAUUCCAAGAACUGAUAUAUCAAUAUCAAAUGAAAGAAUUGAACAAUGGUGUAAAAAUAUUGAAGGUCAAGGAAUUAUUGAUAAAGUUCAUUAUUUUGAAACAUCUGCAAAACUUUCUCAAAAUAUUAUAAUGCCAUUCAAUACCAUUACAAAGCUUGCUUUAAAUUAUUCUAAUUCAAUACAAAAAAUUAAAUGA
This is a messenger RNA of Dictyostelium discoideum AX4, 555 nucleotides long. RefSeq names its product Rab GTPase (gene rabN2). Gene Ontology annotation, molecular function: GTP binding; GTPase activity. The record is from RefSeq and is a predicted model, not a curated record. NCBI's taxonomy places the organism in Eukaryota, Evosea, Eumycetozoa, Dictyosteliales, Dictyosteliaceae. Bases 1 to 555 code for a protein of 184 amino acids. The transcript has a single exon.